Messenger RNA from Tuber aestivum (summer truffle), 3901 nucleotides. NCBI's taxonomy places the organism in Eukaryota, Fungi, Ascomycota, Pezizomycetes, Pezizales, Tuberaceae. The record is from the annotation of a GenBank genome assembly.
ACCUGCUUCAGUUCUUGCAAAGUCGAUGCAUUAACACCAGCUUCCUCAAAGUCGAUGAUACUAGUCUCGAUAACUUCCUCGAUAAUACGUUGGUAAACUUCACCCUAUUUUUCUUAUUAACAUCGCCUAGCUCACGAGUUCGUCCCCGAUAAUCGGAGCCUCUAAAAAAGAAUAAAACAAAAGAAUAAAAAUUAAAAAAAAAUAAGAGAAACGGAUAAGGAGAUAUGAAGGUGGAGGAGGGGGACGAGAAUGCGGCGACAAAGGAAAGGGAAGAAAGCGGGGGAAAACUCACAACCACUUGAUUCGACAUCUUCCCUCUUGAAGCGAUGGACAGAAGUGAUGGUUUGAUUGGACGAUGGGGGCCAGGAAUCCGAGAACAGAGGGGGGUAAUUAGUUUCUUGUGUGUUGCGAGAGGAUCGCGACAGACGGAGGCGGGAGAGUUUUCCCACUGUUGAUGGGCAAACGGCCAGAUUCUGUUUUGGAACAAGAUACCGCCGCGAAGAGAGAAGGAGAAAGACCUGAUCUCUCGCAGAAGCUCAAGCUAUCGGAACGUUCAAAUGGAGAUGAACGGUCGCACCGGUGAUAGCUUUUAUUUUUUUGGUUGACUUGGUGGUAGCUAUUACUUUGGGACCUUGGGGUGGCUCUGGUGAUAGUGUCGGGCUGCCGUGUGAAUUUGGAGGGUGAAAGGAUUGGCUUAGUAAUGGGGCGAGGGAAAGGAAGGGAAGGAGAGGUUAGGUGGGUAGGUAAGUGGCCUUGGCGAAGGAAGAGUUUCUUUCCCAGCCUAACAACGCAGAUUGGGGCUCCGUCCGCCUGCUCCCGCAAACUUAUCUUGCAGUCCGUACGAUAGACUGCUCAAACCCAGAGACAGAGACCAGAGACAGAGAGAGGAAUGGAUCUCCCUGAGUUUUUUAUUUUUCCUUAUUUUUCAGGUAAAUUGAAAGCGCCCGCCAGUGGAAAGUUUGUUGUUGAGAGUGGGUGAAGAGGGAGAGAGAGUGUGUGUGGUUUUGAGAGAGAGAGAGAGGGAGAAAAGGAAAAAUGGAAGACAGCCACGGAUGAUAGGCACCGACAAAAGAAGGGAGCCCUCAAGACACCGGUUUACCCUCUGCCCUUUCUUUCUUUCUAUGAUUGCAAUAACAGCAGAUAACAAUGGUGAUGAUGAUGAUAAUAAUGAUGAUAAUAAUGGCACACCCAAGCGAUUAUAUUGACCUACACGAAACAGUAAACCGUUUGAAAAAGUGUGUACUCUUCUCCACAUCGUAAACCGUGAGUUAGCUGGCGCUGAGAGGUGGGCAACACACAACAGCUACCACGGCACCUGCGGGCCAUAACUUAAAAAGGGCCGCUUCCACUGCGAGACACAACUUCGCAAUCCGGUCCCCUUCGGAAGGGCCCGCCUAUGAUGUUAUAUUAAAUCGAGCCCAAUGUGGGAAUUCCACUGACGGGUUAAGCAGACCUCUUAUCCAUACAGUGCUGGCACUCGCAUGACAAUUCGGACUGCUCCCCCGUUGGCUAGCCCAAAAACCUGCGAGUAUCAUGGACGCCUGGAGCUGCAAGGCGGGCAGGCGGGUUCAAGUUGUCGGGGCUCCACUCCCAGGCGCGAGGGAGAAAAGAAGGAAAGGUACGCGCUCUCCAGCACGCUUUGCAUCACAAUUGGGGAAACCCGACAGUUUCGUGCUCCCCGAUUGGCUGAUGAAUUACCGCUAUGACAGAACCAAGGGGUCAGAUUGAGGCUGAAAUAGUUGUCCAGGCGCCUCAUUGACAGGUCCGGGGUGCGGAAGAAAGAAAGGAUGAAUUCGACACUGACGAAAUUGAAGCGAGAUGUUGCAACCUGCCAUAGUCCAUUCUUGGAGCUGGACCCAAUUGUUCAUCCAAAGUGGCAUUGAAAGGUCAUGGACACGGUCGAUGGCCACCGGACAGUGUCCUACUCGAGCACUGCAUCAUACUGUACCACACUGUACCAUACAAGUACCGUAAAUUAACAACCCAAGCCGCGGCCGGCCUGACAAGCUAACCCACUCUGCAGCCAACCAACCCAUGCAUUUCAACCAGAGCCAAUGUCUACCGUCCCCGUUUUCCCCUCCAAGCCUCCGCAAGCCACCACGCCCAAGGUCACGCUCGCGCAAGAUUUCCCAACCUCCGCUUCCCGCCCGCUCCGCCAAGCUGUGGCUGCCAAAGAUUCCGGCUGUGGCGCCACAAUGUGAGGUGAUGACGAUACAUGACAUCACGAACACCACAGGUGGAUCCCGGUGACGACAACGACAUGCCCCGUGCCGGUCAGUGGCUUUCCGCCACACUCGAGAGUAUCACUGCACUGUGCGAGGCAGUUGGCAGGAGGGGUGAGGGCUUGACUCGAGUCUGGAUGAGAUGAUCCGUCUUGGGACAAGUGUGCUAUGCGGUCAUGCAUACGAAUUGGCUAGAAGUAUGGCAUGGGGUGGGAUCCUUUUAAAUACUAGGGACUCCCAAUGCAAUCUUCUCUCUUGCUCCAACUGUCUCUGGUUGAGCAAACGAACGCGCAGACCGACCCAUUUGAAGAAAGUGAAGAAAGGGGGGAAGUUCAAUCUCUCUCCUAAACCGGAACCGAACAAGCAAGCAAGCAAAAUAAACACCAAAAAAAUGGCUUCCCCGUACGUCUCCCCUGCCUUUUCCCCGUCGCCAUGGCUCACGUCCUAACAAAAAUCCCAGAUACACCGGAGCCUCCUCCGCAAUCCAGUAUCUCCCAUCCGUCAAGCCCAGCGCCAUCGCCCUCGGCACUCUCUUCACCCACACGGCAAACCUGGCCGUCAUGUCUCCACUCUUCGGCGAGACAUACCACAAGGCGAUGAAGGCGGACUCCAAGUCGGAGUUUGCAAAGUCCAAGGAGGCCAUCAAAUCCGCCACGCUGAUGGGCUCCUCGCUCGUCGGGUCGAGUGCACAGACGUACGCUGUUGCUGCGCUGCUGAGCCACUCGGCCGCGUUGAGUUAUAAGGGUGCUGCGUAUGUUGGCGCACUUGUGUUUGUGGCCACGUCGGUUCCUACUGUCAGUUUUAUUGAUUCCCAGGAGGGGUGGGGUGAGUGGGGUUGGCGAUAACUUUUACUGAUGAGGUGGGAGGGAUUACACAGGUGGUCUCACAAUUAUUUCAGGAGCGUCGCCCAGCGGAGUACAUUGCUGUCCGUGCUACUGCCGGUCUGGUCGAGACGGUGGGGUUGGCAAUGUUCUUGACCUGGUGGGGAAUCCGACCGGCACAUGAUCUCAUAUAGCUGGAUCAUCCUGGAGGAAGUGCGCGAAUAGAGAGGAAUUGAAAGGAGGAGGGAAAUCUACCUGUAUACUAUUCUCUUUUUCUCUUUUGAGAGAAGAAUUGAUUCGCGUUUUGGACCCCUUGUGGGGGGGUUUUUUUUUUUCACCCAAAAAAUUCGCAGCCUCGUGACGAGAAGCGUGAUGAUAGGAUUGUGGUAUCGCAUCACAUUCUCGCGGGAAUAACCUAAACCAUUAUGAAUUAUCUGAGGUAUGGUGGACAGCGUCUAUAAUGUGGACCGUGGGUGGGGGGGUGCACCUUGAAAUGCUUUAAGCAGUGAGGGUAAGGGUAUUCUAUUACCAAAUUUGAGUUUCGGAGGACAGGAGUUCAAGUCCCACUGCAGUUUGUAUUGUGUAUUGUAUCGGGGGUCUACAAAUUAGGAUAUCAUGGCCUGAAUUUUCCAAGACAAUAUCACCUCAUUGAAAAGUAAUAAGAUGAUUGGUACAUGCUCAGAAUUCCCCAAUCAACUAGCUUCCUAUCGUACAAACACUGGCUAAUCCUUCAGCAACCAGGCAUUUUAGGGACUCAAAGUCGUAUCCAUACUAGCAAUUAUCUUGUGUGUACCACUUGGCUGCCCUUCAAAUACUACUUUUUUUGAAUAUUAUCAAAACUGCAAGAGAGCAACAUCA